AUGCUUGCGGAAUCCAAUGGCAGUCCUUAUGCUGGAGAUGCACCUAAGCUCCGGACUGCAUGCGAAAAUUGCCGCCAAUCUAAGGUGAAAUGCAAUCUGUCUGGCAAGAGUGUCUGCACCCGUUGCCUGCGCCACGGCUUACAGUGCCAAUACGGAUUCGCCAACCGAUCCGGCAAACCGAAGGGUAGCAAGAACCGGGCCACUCUACGCAAAUUAGGUCAACUACAAGAGGAGAAGCCGGCCAUGCGUGGCUUUCGUAGUAGUCGGCUUGUGGCUCCUGUGGCCGACUUGGAACCACUCGGUAGUGCCUAUGGGAAUCACACUGCCGACCCAGAAAUCGACGACGAAGUCCGUUUGAUAUCAAACCAACCCGGGUUCUGGGAAAGUCCCCGAAGCUUUGGAAAUACAACAACACUAGAAUCCUCCGUCUGCCCUGGACAAUUGUCAACAGUCGAAGGCUCACCAUUCACCGACCUCGUGGACCCCUGUCCAGCUAUCCCAACUGGUAUAGGGUAUCCACAUACACCAGUCACGCCGACGUUUCUAUCCGGGGAGUCACUAGCAGAAGGGAUAGCCAGCCCAUCAUUGGCAGGCUCAGUGGCAUCACCAUACCCACUCUCGCCAUGCGAGUGUCUGGACAUGCAACUGUUCCACAUGAACCGGCUGAACCACCUCCUGGCCGGGUCUUUACCACUCCGACUCGACCACAGCCUGCAGACAAUCAAAUGCACAUUCUGCACCUGCCAAAUGUUCCUACAAUGUACCAAAUGCGCCAAAGACAGCACAAACCUCCUUCUAACCAUCUCGGUCCUCAACCUCACGCUCCAGCUAUUCGAAUACUGGGUUUCGCGCGAAACACCUCGCGUCCCACGACCAGAACAUGGCAUCGACAUCCGCUACGGAUACUACGAGAUCUGCCGCGAAGAAAACCGUCAGAUCCGCAAUUUUCUGUUGCGAGGCUUACUGCUGCAAUGUAGAGAGGUAUUGCUGGCACUGAAGAUCGCUGCUACCGCCACCGAUCUCCAAAUCCCCACUUUGAACGAGGACGAACCGUCCGAAACGAAAGCGCCGGAAGAACACAUCGCCCACUGGGUUCCUUCUGAUCAUUUUGGUCUACUCCCUGGUCUAGAUGCCCAGCUUUCAUCUGGUACGCCCAGAAGUGAAGGUCUGCUCCCUAUCAUUGCUGGCUACGAAGCUACCGUGUCGGCAUUUCUACAAUCGACUUCGUGGGGGGAAUGUAUUUGCGGUUCUGGACGGGUGAUGCGCGACGAGUCUCUUUGA
Molecule: messenger RNA, 1281 nt
Organism: Penicillium canescens
Lineage: Eukaryota; Fungi; Ascomycota; Eurotiomycetes; Eurotiales; Aspergillaceae
Product: Zn(II)2Cys6 transcription factor domain-containing protein
Exons: 2
Coding region: 1-1281 (426 amino acids)
Biological process (GO): regulation of DNA-templated transcription
Cellular component (GO): nucleus
Molecular function (GO): transcription cis-regulatory region binding; zinc ion binding; DNA-binding transcription factor activity, RNA polymerase II-specific
Source: RefSeq, a predicted model, not a curated record